CAGAUAGUAAAUAAAAGUAAAAUGGUCGAUUGAUGCAUAGAUGCUAAUAAAAAUUAUUUAUUUUUUAAUAAAGCUAUGUUGUAGUAAUUUUAUUUUUAUAUAGUGUUAGUCUAAAAAAUGUCGGUAGAAAUCUGGAAUCUUGAGAAGGAUUUGUGUCGGUGCUGUCACGCCGAAGGUUCCUUCGAUAACUUGGCCGAGCCUAAAAAAUACUUACAAAGUGAAGAGAUAUAUUCUGAUAUGUUAAAGAAUUGUUUUAAUAUCGAGAUAGUCCCAGUUCCGGGCGAGAUGUGUGCCAUGACAUACAAAAUAUGUGAAGGAUGUAUAUCCAGGCUGAGGUAUGCGGUGAGCUUUAAGAAGCAAGUUCAAGACUGCGAGGAGAAGUUCUUGGAGCUUUACUACAAGAAUGCUAUUAGAGUUUUAAACAAGCACGAGAGCACAAAGUUUAUGCAACCCACCAUUGUGAAAGAGGAAGUUCCUGAGCCUUUCUUGAUAGAUUUCAAAGAAGAAGCCUUCCCGCACAUAGACAAGGACACAGAUGAUGAAGACUACCAUAUAAAGGAAGAUGACGAGGAUGAACUAACAGACGAAGAAACGACCAUCGCAACACAACAGAAGCACAAAACGAAAGGAAAGUUAAAAGACAAACCGAAACUGAAACGCGGCCGGCCGAGGAAGAUUAAGGAUGAAACGCAAAGGGAGGCGGGGAAGGAGAAGAAAGGUAUGUUUGAGCACGUAAUGUGCUGCGGUAGCACACACACACGACACGACACGCCACGACACGACACGCCACGACCCGCCCGCCCCGCCACGCCACCCCCCACCACGUCCCGCCGCGCCCCGCCGCGCCCCGCCGCGCCCCGCCGCGCCCCGCCGCGCCCCGCCGCGCCCCGCCCCGCCCCGCCACAUGAAUCGAGGUCGUUUCGUCUCCAACCUGGCGAUUACAGACGCGACGGGGACAGAUACGCUUGCUGUCGAUGCGACAAGAAGUACGACAAAAUGUGCUCGCUGAGAUUUCACAUCAAGACCAAACACUACAAAAUACCGAGGUUCACAUGCCCGUACUGUAUGAAGGGCUUCAUGACCCACGCCCCAUUCACGAUACACAAGCUCGAAGACCACAAUAUAGACGAGAGGUACUACUGCAAAGCUUGCAAAGGAACGUUUAACACGAAAAUCCAAUUGAGAAAACACAUAAAUAACUUCCACAUGCUCGGAGAGAGGUAUAAGUGUGAUCUUUGUGAUUACGAGUCGUUUAGCUUCGAGGGUAUGUACAAGCAUAAGUUUAAACACAAAACGUCGAAGGAUUACCACUGUAGGUUCUGUAGGAAAUCGUUCCUGAGGAAGACCACGCUAGACCUGCACGAGAGGAUUCAUACCGGGGACCGGAGAAAGGUCUGCAAGGUCUGCAGCCAAGCGUUUGUUCAAAAAGCUAGUCUCAACUAUCACAUGACGAAAUAUCAUCCGGAUGUCAACUUUUAGUUACUAUUUAUGUUAUGUCACGACUUCGAACAGGAAAAAGUGAUUUGAGAGGUGCUGUAAACCUUAAAUGCCUCAAGCCUAUAUUCAACUAGCAAUAUUCUCAUUGGUACGAUAAUGCCUUAAAAUAAAGUUAUGGCCUUUUAAUUUAAACCUUUAGCCUAUAGAUUUGUAGACACUGUAAACAGUCACAUUGCUCGGAUAAUUUUAGUUUUUGUUUAAAUAGAGGCGAACCCUGUAGGCACAGGAAAAUGGAAACGAUAAUAAAACAAUAGAAAAGUC
Melitaea cinxia (Glanville fritillary) is the source of this 1758-nucleotide messenger RNA. RefSeq names its product zinc finger protein 652-B-like. The transcript is spliced from 6 exons. The coding region runs from base 118 to 1479 and encodes 453 amino acids. Gene Ontology annotation, biological process: regulation of transcription by RNA polymerase II. Gene Ontology annotation, cellular component: nucleus. The record is from RefSeq and is a predicted model, not a curated record. Lineage: Eukaryota; Metazoa; Arthropoda; Insecta; Lepidoptera; Nymphalidae. Gene Ontology annotation, molecular function: RNA polymerase II transcription regulatory region sequence-specific DNA binding; DNA-binding transcription factor activity, RNA polymerase II-specific; zinc ion binding.